UUAACUCAUUAGACAGCCACGAGUCCCUCUAUAAUCAAAAACGCCGUGUCGGCAAAGCUACUAUAGUCACUUCUCUCUGACGCUUGUCGUCACACUAAUAUUUUAAUUAAAUUUAUCUCUAAACCAAAACGGCGCGUUUUAGUCUGACCGUCGCCGCCAAAACAAUGCGGAAAGAAAUAUUACCGCCGGUGACCACCACCACUGUGAAAUUCCUCGAGAAGAAGCCGUUAGUCGCUACAUUGCUAGCUCUCUCCCUCGUCAUGAUCAUCUGGAACCUUCCUCCUUACUACCACAGCCUCAUCUCCACCGCCCGUCCCUGCUCCGCCGCCUCUCCCAGCUCCCUCACCACCACCACCAUACUCUCCUCCUCCUCCUCCUCGCCUGAGAACUUCACCACCUCUCUCGCCGCCACGCCGGUAGUUUCUGUCGAUUCAACCCCGUCAGAUCCGAACAAACGCGUUUUCAAACCGUUCGGAAACGCGGCGGCGCUGUUCGUCCUCAUGGGAGCUUACCGCGGCGGACCGACGACGUUCGCCGUCGUCGGCCUCGCCUCGAAGCCGAUCCACGUCUUCGGGAAGCCGUGGUUCAAGUGCGAGUGGCUAUCCACCAACGGAACCUCUCUCCGAGCCAAAGCGGUUAAGAUUCUCCCGGACUGGGGAUACGGCCGCGUCUACACCGUCGUCGUCGUCAACUGCACAUUCCCCUCAAACCCCAACUCCGACAACUCCGGAGGCAAGCUCAUGCUCAACGCCUACUACAACGAAUCCCCCAAGCUCUUCGAGAGAUUCACGACCCUGGAAGAGUCCGCCGGAUCUUACAACGAGUCCAGAUUCUCGCCGCCGUAUCCCUACGAGUACCUCUACUGCGGCUCGUCGCUCUACGGGAACGUGAGCUCGUCGCGCAUGAGGGAGUGGAUGGCUUACCACGCCUGGUUCUUCGGAGACAGAUCGCAUUUCGUUUUCCACGACGCCGGCGGUGUUUCGCCGGAGGUCAGGGAGGUUCUCGAUCCGUGGAUUCGAGCCGGGAGGGUCACGCUUCAGGAUAUCAGGGAUCAGUCUGAGUACGAUGGUUACUACUAUAACCAGUUCUUGAUCGUUAAUGAUUGCUUGCAUCGGUAUCGUCACGCUGCGAGAUGGACCUUCUUCUUUGAUGUCGAUGAGUACAUUUACUUGCCUGAUGGGAACACGCUUGAAGCUGUUCUCAACGAGUUCUCGCGUUACACUCAGUUCACGAUUGAGCAGAACCCAAUGUCUAAUGUUCUUUGCUUAAACGACUCAACUCAAGAUUAUCCCAGGCAAUGGGGAUUUGAGAAGAUGUUAUUUAGGGAAUCGAGAACGAACAUAAGACGCGACAGGAAAUACGCGAUCCAAGCCAAGAACGCGUUUGCGACAGGAGUUCACAUGUCUGAAAACGUAGUAGGCAAAACGCUACACAAGACGGAGAGGAAGAUCCGUUAUUACCAUUACCACAACACUAUAACAGUGCACGAGGAGCUUUGCAGAGAGAUGCUGCCUGUUUCGGCCAAGGACAAUGUGACAUUUUAUAAGAAGCUUCCUUAUGUGUAUGACGACAAGAUGAAGAAGCUAGUUAACACGGUUAAAGAGUUUGAGGAGAAGAAACUUGGGACGGAAGCUGUGAAGAAUUUCUCAUGACCAGACGUAACUUAAUCCCUUUGAUAAGCAUUUUGUCUAUAAUGGUAUAGUUUGUUCCCCUUUACUUGUAUCAGCUUCGUUUAUGUUGUGUCCUCUUUUACUAUUUCAUUAAUAACUUUUAUCAAAUAUUUUUUUGAACUU
Molecule: messenger RNA, 1793 nt
Organism: Brassica napus (rape)
Lineage: Eukaryota; Viridiplantae; Streptophyta; Magnoliopsida; Brassicales; Brassicaceae
Product: galactan beta-1,4-galactosyltransferase GALS1-like
Exons: 2
Coding region: 165-1652 (495 amino acids)
Source: RefSeq, a predicted model, not a curated record